ACGCCGCCAAAACCACACCACAACAAUUCGUGGGAAAAAAAUGACGGAGGAGCAGCGGCGGAGCAAAAAGAGGAAGCGCGCUGCAAAAAAUAAUGCAUCUUCAUCCACCGCCACACCUUCCGGUGUCGCUAAUCCGACUAAGAGCAGCUCGAAAUCGAAGUCGUCCUUCCUCGAUAAGAUGAAGACGAGAUUAUCAGGAGGAUAUUUCCGCAUGAUCAAUGAGAAGCUUUACACUUGCAGUGGAGACGAGGCACUGGAGUAUUUUAAAGAGGAUCCUUCAUUGUUCAAUGUGUACCAUUCUGGAUACCAAGCACAAAUGUCACUUUGGCCCGAACAACCAAAUGAUGUCAUUAUAAAAUGGAUAAAGGAUCGUAGCCCUUCUCUAGUUGUUGCUGAUUUUGGUUGCGGGGAUGCAAGGCUUGCUAAAAGUGUGAAGAAUAAAGUUCACUCCUUUGAUCUCGUCUCAAAUGAUCCUUCCGUAACAGCAUGUGAUAUGUCCAACACACCUCUCGCCUCAUCCUCUGUUGAUAUUGCUGUGUUUUGCCUCUCACUCAUGGGGACAAACUUCCCUAGUUACAUUCAGGAAGCAAAUCGGGUUCUAAAGCCUCAAGGGUGGCUUUUAAUAGCUGAGGUGAAAAGCAGACUCGAUCCAACCACUGGAGGAGCAGACCCGAAUGAUUUCAUCAAAGCCAUAUGCGAACUAGGAUUUGCCUCCAAAUCCAAGGACCUCUCGAACAAAAUGUUUAUACUGUUUCACUUUCAAAAAAAGGAAAAACAAAAACCUAGGGAUAUCAACUGGCCCGAGCUAAAGCCUUGUUUGUACAAGCGCCGUUGAGUAGCUUUAUGAAGCCCGGCCAGGUGAAAAUUUUUGUCACGCGUUGAUGCGGUUCUAAUUAUUGAAAUCUCAUUCGUAUAGAAGAUUGAGUUGUAUCUUGUAGCAUACUACUAUCUCGUGACAUUUCUCAAGUGUUGUAAUUCAAUUAGAAAGGCAUGUUUUCUAUUAACUUUAUGUGGUUUGUGCAGAUAUUCAUGAAAUAGAAUCUAGACCAUCUAUUUUGUGAUCCAA
This is a messenger RNA of Salvia hispanica, 1066 nucleotides long. RefSeq names its product S-adenosyl-L-methionine-dependent methyltransferases superfamily protein. Gene Ontology annotation, cellular component: nucleolus. Gene Ontology annotation, molecular function: methyltransferase activity. The record is from RefSeq and is a predicted model, not a curated record. Lineage: Eukaryota; Viridiplantae; Streptophyta; Magnoliopsida; Lamiales; Lamiaceae.